AUGGCGAAGAAGGGCAAACUACUGACAGCGCUCGACGCUCACAAGGGCCGCGAUUACAACUUACAAAAGCAAAAGAAACAGCAAAAGCAAGCUGCCAAAAAGAAACGCACGAAAGAUCCGGGAUCAAAUUCGGAGGAAAAGGAAAAGGAAAAGGAAAAUGCCGAGGCGCAGGCCAAUGGCAUACCAUAUAUGCCUGGAGCCGAGAGCGACGGCUGGGAAAGUGAUGAGAGUGAAGCAGCAGAAGCUAUAGCUAUUGACACCUCAAGGGUCAUCGAAGACGAAAGUGACAGCGAUAGCAGCUUAGGCGGCGAAGAAGCGGAGGAACCAGACCUCGAAGAAGCAGAAGACGAAGACGACAUUCCCCUCUCAGACAUUGAAUCCCUCGCUCCAGAAGAAAAAGCCGAUAUCCUCCCCCACCAACGCCUCACAAUCAACAACACGACCGCUCUGACAAAGUCUUUGAAGGACAUCGCUUUGCCUUCCAGCCUCCAUUUCUCCGCCCAUCAAUCAAUCACGACCUCCGAGCCUGUAGCAAUCUUAGAUGUCAACGACGACCUAACCCGGGAACUGGCCUUCUACAAGCAAUGCCUUGACGCAGCCAACGAAGCUCGAACAAUGCUGAAGAAUGAGGGAGUCCCUUUCUCGCGGCCCACCGACUACUUUGCGGAAAUGGUGAAAAGCGACGAGCACAUGGGGAAGAUCAAGUAUAAGAUGGUGGACGAGGCAGCUAACAAGAAGGCGGCCGCAGAUGCAAGGAAGCAGAGGGAUCUGAAGAAAUUUGGGAAGCAGGUACAGGUUGCCAAGUUGCAGGAGAGGGAUAAGGCGAAGAGGGAGACGUUGGACAGGAUCAAUUUGCUCAAGCGAAAACGGAAGAACACAGAUACGGGCGCCGCAAAUGAAGAAGAUCUCUUCGAUGUAGCACUCGAGGAUGCUGCUAAAGAAGAGCGGUCAUCGAGAUCUGCCAAAGGUGGAGAUGGUCGAGGGCGAACGCAGAAUAAAAGGCAGAAGAAAGAUGAUAAGCACGGCUUUGGUGGCAAGAAGCGGUUUUCGAAAAGUACAGACGCUGCUUCGACUGCAGACCUGCGCGGCUUUUCAGCGAAGAAGAUGAAGGGAAAGAAAGGGCCGCAAAGGCUGGGAAAGAGCCGGAGAGCUAAACUGUGA
Molecule: messenger RNA, 1161 nt
Organism: Letharia columbiana
Lineage: Eukaryota; Fungi; Ascomycota; Lecanoromycetes; Lecanorales; Parmeliaceae
Exons: 3
Coding region: 1-1161 (386 amino acids)
Biological process (GO): ribosomal large subunit biogenesis; rRNA processing
Cellular component (GO): nucleolus; nuclear periphery; preribosome, large subunit precursor
Source: RefSeq, a predicted model, not a curated record